CUUGCGUUGUGUGAGCCAAGGCGGGUCAGCUCCCAAAGCUACCUGGGUAAGGCCCAAGAUGGCUUCUCUCGCUGUCACUGCCGUUUGAGGGACUGUGCCCUAUGUCUUUGAAAUCCACACCUGCUCCCCAUUUUUUUCGGCUAGUUUGGUGUCCUGUUGAGGUGGACAGGCAGGACAGUAAUGGCAGGGGGUCUCCCUUGGGCGGCAAGUAGGAGCCUAUGUGGCUGGCUACCCUUGGCGUGCAGAAGCUUCUCUCUGGGUGUUCCGCUAUUGGCCCGUGUCCGGCUCACUCUUCCACCUCCCAGGGUGGUUGAUCGCUGGAACGAGAAGAGGGCUCUUUUUGGUGUAUACGACAACAUCGGAAUUCUAGGGAAUUUCGAAAAGCACCCGAAAGACCUGAUCAAGGGGCCGUCAUGGCUUCGCGGCUGGAGAGGAAAUGAGUUGCAGCGUUGUGUCCGAAAGAAGAAAAUGGUUGGAAGCAGGAUGUUCGCUGAGGACCUGCAGAACCUCAACAAGCGCAUCAGCUAUCUCUACAAACGUUUCAACCGUCGUGGGAAGUACCGAUAGGACAGAUAGAAAGCGGGCAACUCUGGAGCCAUACAUUUGUCACCCUGGGGACAAGGACUUUUCCCAGCAGGGAAAGCGCUUUGUGUGCUCGCUGUAAUAAAAUGGGGCUUCUCUGGAGUCUGAUAUGCA
Molecule: messenger RNA, 696 nt
Organism: Acomys russatus (golden spiny mouse)
Lineage: Eukaryota; Metazoa; Chordata; Mammalia; Rodentia; Muridae
Gene: Mrpl51
Product: mitochondrial ribosomal protein L51
Exons: 3
Coding region: 181-567 (128 amino acids)
Biological process (GO): translation
Cellular component (GO): mitochondrial large ribosomal subunit
Molecular function (GO): structural constituent of ribosome
Source: RefSeq, a predicted model, not a curated record